AUGAAGGUGACUUCUAUAGCGCUUGGCAUAGCUGCACUAGGAUCUGUCGAUGCUAAGAAGACACCCUUUCAACGACGCAUUGAAAAGUCUUUCAAUUUACUUGACGAGUGGGCCUAUUUUAACAUGGCGAACCACACCAAGUACACCGACAUUGUCCCGGAACUAGACAACCAGAGCAAAUUUAACUACAAAGUGACCACGGUUCGGAGUAAAGUCGUUGACUACUAUUUGAAAUUGGUCGGAAAGAUUGCGUCUGGCUGCGCGUCGCUCGAUAACUGCGAAGAAUAUUUGACAUGUACCGGUGUUGGAGAUAGGCUGAACGAUCUGACUCGCUCGAAACCAAUGGUUCAGGAGUCCGACUAUUUCCUUGAGUUUACAAAGUCGCACCUGAAACGCUCUCUGAGAAAGUCCUUAUCGCUGGAAUGCGGAGCAGACCAAGAGAAGCUGGACAAGUUUACGGCAAAAUUUGAGACACUGGUCGAAAAGUUCCGUGAAUGGCGGCUGCAAUGUAGCAAAUUUCCAGCGAGCAAGUGCCCUGCGUAUUGCGACGUUAUCGAGAGAAAUAGCGGUAAAGUCUGCAAAGAACAAGGAUGGACGAAACCACCCAAGGAUGUUUGA
Messenger RNA from Oikopleura dioica, 618 nucleotides. The record is from the annotation of a GenBank genome assembly. NCBI's taxonomy places the organism in Eukaryota, Metazoa, Chordata, Appendicularia, Copelata, Oikopleuridae.